This is a messenger RNA of Biomphalaria glabrata, 5325 nucleotides long. Its product is annotated as beta-1,3-galactosyl-O-glycosyl-glycoprotein beta-1,6-N-acetylglucosaminyltransferase 3-like. The transcript is spliced from 8 exons. Gene Ontology annotation, cellular component: membrane. Bases 1040 to 2602 code for a protein of 520 amino acids. Lineage: Eukaryota; Metazoa; Mollusca; Gastropoda; Planorbidae. Gene Ontology annotation, molecular function: acetylglucosaminyltransferase activity. The record is from RefSeq and is a predicted model, not a curated record.
CUUUAGAGAGAGAGGAGCUUUUUAUAAACAUGGAGAUUUAGCUUGACGACAUUCGACGGUUCCCGGCGUUAUUAUUAAACUUCUUUUUCGAUAUUUGCUAUCAGCGUCGACUAACUUAUCUAGGCCUUUCAGUUGUGACUAAGAACAUCAGACGAUGGCGCUAUUGGACCUGGGUCGAUAAAAUUUUGAGAAUCACUGAUGACAAGGACUAAGCUUAGGAAAUACUGUCGACACAGGACAUUCGUAUCAAUAGCUAGCCUGUGCAACGAAGGUGUACUGUUAGCUAGGAUAGCAUGUAGGGCUUGUGUGAAUACAUAUAAUUCUUGGACUACUGGACCGAUUGAUGUACACAUGUGAUAACAGAUGAUAUUGACUUCAAAACGGUUCUCGUAGAAAUAGUGUUAUAUUGCAUUUUCUUCGAUUCCGGAGUACAUUUGAUUGAUGAAGACACUUUGACAUGGAGUACAUUUGAUUGAUGAAGACAAUUUGACAUGGAGUACAUUUGAUUGAUGAAGACACUUUGACAUGGAGUACAUUUGAUUGAUGAAGACAAUUUGACAUGGAGUACAUUUGAUUGAUGAAGACAAUUUGACAUGGAGUACAUUUGAUUGAUGAAGACACUUUGACAUGGAGUACAUUUGAUUGAUGAAGACUCUUUGACAUGGAGUACAUUUGGUUGAUGAAGACACUUUGACAUGGAGUACAUUUGAUCGAUGAAGACACUUUGACAUGGAGUACAUUUGAUUGAUGAAGACAAUUUGACAUGGAGUACAUUUGAUUGAUGAAGACACUUUGACAUGGAGUACAUUUGAUUGAUGAAACACUAUGACAUUGAUCACUUUACAGAAACAGCUUGUGUCAGAGCAUUGUUCUUUAAUGAUUUAGAAUAGCAAUGUCCAAAUAAAUAAAAAAAAACGCGGGCCAUAUCCGCCCUGUGAAACGGCAAUAUCCGGUUCCUCGAGACUUCUAACCACAUUGCCUGAUGUCGCUGUAGAAGUAAUGAAAUAAGUUCUCGACUGCACCUCAACAAGCGCUUUAAAUGAUGUUCAGACUUCAGUAUAAAAACUGCUUAACGGCCCGGUGUCUGCUCAAGAAGUUAAAAAUAUUUUUCUACGUCCAGUCUGUUCUUUUGUGCAUCUACGUCAUCUACUCUGGGCGUGGGGCUUUGUCUCCAUCGCCCUCAGACUAUCGCAACCUCAGGGCGCUGCCUUCGUCUCAAGAGAUAGACACGAGGGUGAAAGCCCUGGACCUAAUCAAAUUUCUAUCUCCCUCAUCCCUGGGUGAAAACUGGCACGUUUCUGGCAUUGACGUGAACCGGCAGCUCAAUGGAAAAGACAUCCGCAACAUCUUUAACGUUUUGGCCUCGGCGGAUCGUCCGGAAGAAAAGAGGACCCCCAUGAAUUCAGGUCAAGAAGAUCAAAGACGUAACUCUGCUUCAGCAAGCUGCUCUUUAAGGAAUAUCGAAAAAAUUCAAACGAUGUACAAAGUUUCUGAAGUAAACUGUAAACAAAUUUUCGCUGGCGACCAGAACGCCACGUCAUAUGCUAUAACAAGAAAUAAGAAGACCAAAAAACAACUGUUGUCGAACGAAUUUUAUCUGAAUUUGUCGGAAAACUGUGAACAUUUCAAAACACAAAGAGGCUACGUCACAUGUCCCUUGCACUCUGAUGAGGAGAACUUUCCCAUUGCUUUUUCACUGCUGGCGUAUAAAGAUAUUGAGAUGGUUGAGCGACUCCUGAGGUUAAUAUACAGACCACAGAACUACUACUGUGUCCAUGUAGACAAAAAGGCCGAGCCUGGUUUCCUGAGUGCGAUCUCAGCCAUCUCUCAAUGUUUUCAAAAUGUGUUCAUUGCUCCAGAGCGGGUGGAUGUCCAGUGGGGGACUUUUAGCGUCCUGGAGCCGGAGUUUGUCUGCAUGAAGGAGCUUUGGAGAUAUAAAAAAUGGAAGUAUUUUAUAAACCUGACGGGGCAGGAGUUCCCGCUCAAGACCAAUUGGGAGCUGGUUCAAAUCUUAAAAGCUUACAGAGGCGCAAAUGAUAUAGAAGGUACAGUGAAAAGAGUUAAAAAAAGCAAAUGGACUUCAAAACCACCUUUCAACUUAACGGCAGUAAAAGGCUCAGUGCACAUAGCAGCCAAUAGGGACUUCGUCGAUUUUAUUCUACAUAAUAAACGAAUCAAGACAAUUCUGGCCUGGGUGAAUACAUCGAGAAUUCCUGAUGAGACAUUGUUUGCAACGUUGAACCAUAACCCCCAGCUGGGUAUUAGGGGAACAUAUAGAGGUGUCCCAGAGACGGAGAACAGCACGUCCCUGGUCAAACCUUUUCUAACGAGGUUUAAAAACUGGAGGGGACCACCGCACGAUUUUCCAUGUGCAGGUCAUUUCUACCGCGGCAUUUGUAUUCUAUCCACAGGUGAUCUACCACUCCUAGGGAGUGCCAAACAGAUGUUCGCAAAUAAAUUCUAUCUUUCCGAAGACUCGACAGUAGUUAGCUGUCUUGAAGAGCUUCUCUUUAACCGAACAAGAGACGAGACGAAGGGAAUUAGCCAAUUUAAUUCUAAUUACUACAGCCAACUGGGUUUUGUAUGGAAUCAAGUCCCUUAAUUUAUAUAUUUAGCAUAGUUUAUGGCUUUUUUAGCGGUUUGUUUUCAAACUACGGAUUUGUUAAAAUGUUAUUUGGUUGUUGAUAAUAAAGGCACAGACCAUUAAAUUCUGUAAGAGAAUAGGAUAAAAUGUUCUCUAAAUACAUUUUAGAAAUAUACACAGGCCAAUGCAACCUAUGGAACCGCAGUGGGCCCCGCACUUUCAUAGUACCCGCGCUAAUUCUAGGUGUAUGUUGCUAACAUUGAUACUCAUUUGUAAAGAAAUAGGUGCCAGUACACAAAUAUGGAUCGCCUUUGAACUACUAAUAAAUUAAUAAUAAAUGUUAAAAUACAAGAAAAGUAAUAAUUUUUCCCCACAUUGAAAAAGGUGCAAUUACACCCUACCGGUGAGUACCGUCACAAAAAAAGCACUGAUUUUAUUAAACCAUUUUAAUCGGUCCCCGAAUGGGGAAAAGACGCUAUUAGUUUUCUGUCCAACAGUUCGUCCAUUCGUCCCGUUUAGAUCUCGUAAACUAGAAAAGAUAGCGAAAAACCGACAUCAUAAUAAUUUAGACCAUUCAAAGUUCUGAUGCAACGGCUACUUUUUUCUUUUCUAAAAGCGAAAAGUCAAAUUUUUUUAAAAUCCCUUAUGCAAGCAGUUUUUUCAUAAAAAUACAUCACUUUUACAACUAUUCACUAUUAAUAGUAACAAACACGAAAUGCUCUUUAGUAGGGGAGACAUAUUUUAUCCAUUCUCACAACACAAAUGGUUUUAGAUUUAUUUAAAAUAUUUUUUUUUUUACAAUUGUAUUGCAAAGUUACGAACUAACUACUACAUUUUCACAAUAGAAAUGUUUACUUUUUUUAAAGAAAAAAAUCUAUUUAGUAUGCAUAUAAUUUGAACAUAAUUUUAAACAAUUAAUAAGUAGCACUAAAGAGCAGGUCAAGACACAUGCGUAAUUGUAUAGACAGUAAUACCCAUUUACUCAUUCCCGAUGUCUUGACCAAAUCUUGCUUCCAGAAAAGGUUGGGCGAGAGAGUGAGGUCGACGUGCUGCGCGAAUCCUCCUCAGUUAAAUUCAAAUUCCAGUGCAAGCCACUAAUCAUCUCCCCCCCCCUCCCAAUCAAAGCCCUCAGCCCCCUAGAUUACAAACUGGUCAUCAUCGAACCAUGAUAGACGAACUAUAUAUUAUCGCUGCAGCGCUGCCCCACAAUCAUGCACCAUUUAACUAAAAAAAACAUUUUUUUUUUACGGAAAUGCUUUUUUCUUGAGGAUUUGAAUAAGAAAUUGAUCCUUUACAAAACAAUUAAAUCAAUUAGAUAUUCAUUAUAAGACAUCAGUUAGACUAGGUUCACAUCCAACUUCACAAUCACUUUCACCUAUUCUUUGGUCUGCUGAACCGCUUGGGCACCACGCAAGAUCCGUCAACCUUCUUUCUCCAUUCUUCUCUGUCAUUUGUCUCUGAUGGAAUUUCAUUCUGAUGCCCUUUUUGAAAAUAUUGAAAUUUGCCUUUUUGCCUGCCUUGGUGGACCACUUCGCGGGCCGAUUUUGAGCUUGUGUUUCCACACAAACUGUCUUUGUAACCUUGUAUAAUUUAUAAAAGAUUUCCCGCGGCCUUCUCAUUUACCAGGAGCUCCUAGAAAUCUCCUGAAAUUGCAAAAUAUAUGAAAAAGUCCUGGAAAUCUCCAGAAAUUAUUAAAAUCUUUUGAAAAAUCGUUAAAAUCUCCUGAAAUAUAGACAAAAUAUCAUUUUGGGGUGUUAUUCAAUAUGGAAAUCGCCAAUCCUACCCGUAAAUGCGGAAUCUGGAGAAAGAAGCUUCUCGAGCUGCAAACUAAUGAAGAAUUACUUGAGUUCAACAUUUCUCGAAGAUAGAUUAAAAUAUUUGGUAAUUCUUGCUAUUGAGCGUGAUCUAUGUAAGAAACAGAAUUUUUAUGAUAUACUGUAUGACUUUGCUACACGCAAGGCUCGUGUAGUAAUUCUGUAGGUAGUAAAGAAUGAAUAAAAUGCAAAGACGAAUUUAUUUUCCAAUACAAACUCUUAAUUUUCACUUAUUAUCCGUAUCCUUACCCAAAGUGGGCCCCACGCAAUCCGUUUCGUAUAGGGCCCCGCAAUCGUUUAGUACGGCCGCAAUAUACAACUUCAAACUGAAAACCUUUGUUCUAAUACAAAAAAACAAACACACAAAACCAUUGCACUUAAUUUCAAUCUCGAAACUAAAUCCACCGCAUGUUUUUUCUCAAACAUGGCCUAUAAAGAUGUAAAAGAUCAAAGAUUCUGAUUUAUAUAAUAAAAGAUUCUCUUGUUGUUGACGGUCAUUGAUUGGUAGCACUAAUCUGCUGGUAGACAAACCGCUGUAGGCGUAAUAUAUCUUAACUAAUAAAACUUGAACUAACUUGUGAACAAUACUAAUUAUAACUUGAUUUUAAAUAUAGACAAUAUCAAAUUCAUCUAAGAUAAAAUAAAUGUACUAGACUUUAGAAAUAAUAUUAUUUAACAAAAUCUAACUCAAUACAAUAGCACAACCUUUCAGUCUCACGUUCUGGAGUCGUCUGUCUUUGAAGCCCGUUAGGGACUGGAUUUAUAAGGAGCCCCAUAAUGAAAUAGCUUAGGACCGUAUCAAGUUUAAGUCCGGCCCAGUAGACUUUUGUUAUUUGUUGCUGUUAUAUUUUGUUGUAUUGUUGAGCUUUGUUGAAUAAAAAAAUCACUGACAAAAGUUCAAAUCGUACUAUCAUCGUACAGUGUGUA